This is a messenger RNA of Pelobates fuscus (common spadefoot toad), 2547 nucleotides long. It is a transcript of the gene MCOLN1, whose product is annotated as mucolipin TRP cation channel 1. Gene Ontology annotation, cellular component: plasma membrane; lysosomal membrane. The coding region runs from base 208 to 1881 and encodes 557 amino acids. Gene Ontology annotation, molecular function: NAADP-sensitive calcium-release channel activity. Lineage: Eukaryota; Metazoa; Chordata; Amphibia; Anura; Pelobatidae. The record is from RefSeq and is a predicted model, not a curated record. The transcript has 14 exons.
UGAAUCAGCUGACUGCGAGCUGUUUCUGAGAAACAAACGCUAAGGGGCGCUCAGAGCGAGAGGACAUCACUUGUAUAGCCGUGCUGGCUGCGUAUCAAUGAGCCUGGCAGACACUCAGUGGAGUGUGAGUGAGUGAGUGAGUGAGUGAGAGAGGGGAGCUGAGAAACGAGGAACAGAUAGCGGUGGAUGUGAUAAACACACGCGGCCAUGGGGUCUCUGCAUAGAAGCCGCAGUCUCAGUGACUGCCCGAAGCCUGGUGAACGCCAGCGCCUACUAUCACCAGCACCUUGCUAUGGCGCCCGACUGUGUGACGAGUCAAAUCCAGAAGAGAUCCGAAUCAGACGUCGGCUGAAAUAUUUCUUCAUGAGUCCAUGUGAUAAGUUCCGGGCAAAGGGUCGUAAGCCAUACAAACUGGCCCUGCAAUUGGUCAAGAUUAUGUUUGUUACUAUACAGUUGAUUCUAUUUGGGCUCAGUAAUCAGAUGGUUGUACAGUUUAAAGAGGAAAAUACCGUGGCCUUUAAACACCUUUUCUUAAAGGAUUAUGCAGAUGAUUCCGAUAAAACCUAUUCUGUGUACACUCAGAAUGAUGUCUACCAGUACAUAUACUAUGCCGUGGAUCAGUAUCUGUCUCUACCGAACCAAACAAUAGCUCGAUAUGCAUAUGCCGACACUACUCUAUCUCUGUGCCAGCAGUAUUAUCGCAAGGGCCACAUUGAUCCUGCUAAUGACACCUUUAAUAUUGACCCAGUGGUUGUCACAGAUUGUGUAUUUCUGGAUCCUUUAGACCCCAAUCAAGACUACAGAAACAUUACCAUUAAGUUUCACAAAUUAAUAAAUAUAACUGUUCAGUUUCAACUAAAGGCAAUUAAUAUUCAGACAAUCAUUAAUAAUGAGAUUCCAGACUGUUACACGUUUACAAUCACAAUUCUUUUUGAUAACCAAGCACACAGUGGGAGAGUCAAAAUUAAUUUGGGCAACGAGGCAACUAUUAAGGAGUGCAAGGAUCCCAGUGUAUAUGGCAGAGCUGACAAUCACUAUCGACUGGCAUUUGAUAUCUUUGUGGUUAUUUGUUGCAUCCUCUCCUUUAUUUUGUGCGGCCGAUCCAUCGUACGGGGCCUACGAUUACAAAACGAAUUUGCUGGAUUUGUGCGUACCCACCACGCUCUGACUGUUUCGCUUUCGGACCGUUUGGAGUUUGUGAAUGGCUGGUACAUGCUACUCAUUAUUAGUGACAUCCUCACUGUGUCUGGCACAUUCAUGAAAAUUGGUAUUGAGUCUAAGACAUUCGCCAGUUAUGAUGUCUGCAGCAUUUUACUGGGCACCUCCACCCUGCUUGUGUGGGUGGGUGUGAUCAGAUACCUCAGCUUUUUCCAAAAGUAUAAUAUCCUGAUUGUCACCUUACGGGUUGCUCUCCCCAAUGUGAUCCGAUUCUGCUGCUGUGCUGCAGUCAUCUAUCUGGGAUAUUGUUUCUGCGGCUGGAUUGUGCUUGGACCCUAUCAUGUCAAGUUCCGCUCUCUGUCCAUGGUAUCGGAGUGCCUCUUCUCACUCAUUAAUGGCGAUGACAUGUUUGUAACCUUUUCUGAGAUGCAGCAGAGCAGCAACUUGGUGUGGUUGUUCAGUCAGCUGUAUCUUUAUACCUUCAUCAGCCUUUUUAUAUAUAUGGUCCUCAGCCUCUUCAUAGCACUAAUCACAGGAGCUUAUGAAACCAUUAAGUGUCAGAACAUGGGCGAUGACAGUAUCACUGCUCUUGAUCAAUAUAUAGCAGAGUGUAAGGACAGCCCUAGCUCUGGAAAAUUCCGCUCUACCAGCACUACAGAUUGUUCCAUUUUAUGCUGCUGUAAAACACAACCUGGGGAUGAUGAUGCUGUGAUAAUUAACUAAGUUCCCUGUGUAUCCGGAUUGGAAAUGGAUGCCUGAAUUGCACACAACGGAGAUGACGCUUUUAAUUCCGUUUUUAAAGACUGUUUAAAAUCUAUUCCGUUUAUAUUUUAAAAUUUGGCCUACACCUCUCACCUCUACAAGUGAAGGAGGCAUGUUAUUUUAUUCAUGUUAACACUACCUAGCAUGUGCAGGCUGGAACAAUCCAUGGAACCUGGUUUUAUUUAUGAGAUCUUAUGUUUAUAUUUUUUCUUUUAAAUAAAGUAGAUGGGGAGGGAGGAAGUUUUCAAAAGAGCCAUUGGAUGGUCACCAUAGGAGGCUGUGAGGGGAAAAUAGAAUGGCCAAUACAAGAGGGAUUGAUUAUAAGGGUUAAUGGGUGUUAGUCUGCACCCUGGUGGGAAAUGUGUGGUGUGUACGGCUGCGUGUGUGUGUGUGUGUGUGUGUGUGUGUGAUAAAUUACUGUGAAUGUGAGUGAUCAUGUGAAACAUUGCUAUGAAUGCAUACAGAAUGAGAGCAUAGAGACUGCCAAACACACAGUUAUACUUAGAAAUAUUACUGUGGCCAAUCAUGUUUCAUAUAUGUGACACUUUUUGUUGAUUUUUUUUUAUUUAUUUAAAUAUUUUUUAAGGUUUUUUUUUUCCUUUCUGAAUAAAACGUGUCACAAAACUU